Molecule: messenger RNA, 252 nt
Organism: Colletotrichum graminicola M1.001
Lineage: Eukaryota; Fungi; Ascomycota; Sordariomycetes; Glomerellales; Glomerellaceae
Exons: 2
Coding region: 1-252 (83 amino acids)
Source: RefSeq, a predicted model, not a curated record
AUGGUCAACCAACCAGCCAGGAUUCCAGCCACCACCCCGGCCCUUGCUAGGUUCCUCCCUGCUGCCAUCACUGUUGGCAUCGUUUCCGCCGUCGCCCUGAACAUCCGCUCCCAGCUCAAGACCGAGUCCCAGACCAUGGACCGCUUCUUCGCCAAGUACAAGAACCCCCGGAGCGAGGCCGCCCGGCAAAAGGUCUUUGAUGGCGCCUUGGAGGACCCCCGCAGGAGCUGGUUCAACAUCUUGGGCUGGUGA